CAUUACGCAUGACGUAUGAAUGUGCGUCGUGACGAUUGCUGGUCGACAGUUUUCCCUCCUCGUUGACAAAGCUAUCCGGCGCUGCUGAUGUUUGUCUAAACAAACAUCAUUUUGGACUCGAUAGCUUCAACAACACCACGAAAGGAAGAUAAAGAAACCCACCGACCAGAGCAGCGUUGGUUUAGACAACCUAUGAGGUCCUGCUAGCAGGGCAAGAUGUUCAACAAGUCAUUUGGUACUCCCUUUGGGGGAGGGACUGGGGGGUUUGGUACCUCAUCAACCUUUGGCCAGCAAAACGCAGGUUUUGGGGCACCAGCAGGAGGCUUUGGGACGUCUGCGUUUGGGACCACAGCCACCGCUCCAGGACUGUUCGGCGCUACACAGAAUAAACCUGCAGAAAGAAAUAAAGUGAAAGAUAUCGGCGGUCUGUUUGGGUCCAGUACGUUCAGCCAGCCGGCGGCUUCUUCCGCCAGCACUGGCUUCGGUUUUGGUGCAGCAAGCGGAACGACCACCAACCUGUUUGGCAGCACGGCAGCGGGCACCACCGGUGGACUCUUCUCCCAGCAGAACAAUGCCUUCAGUGCCAACAAGCCCACCUCGUUUGGAAAACCUCCUGACAAAGUCUCCCUCCCACCGUGUCCUCCAGGCUUCGGGACGAGCACCAGCAGUGGCGGGCUGUUCGGCGCCACCAGCACUGCCACCGCCAACCCUUUUGGUGGAACCGCCUCCCUCUUCGGAGGCGCUGGCUUCUCCGCCACACAGCAGCCAGGAACCACCGUGAAGUUCAACCCUCCAACAGGAAGUGACACAAUGGUGAAAGCGGGCGUGACCACAAACAUCAACACCAAGCACCAGUGCAUCACCGCCAUGAAGGAGUACGAGAACAAGUCCCUGGAGGAGUUGAGGCUGGAGGACUACCAGGCAGGCAGGAAGGGUCCAACCACCCCAAUGGCGGCACCGACGGGCAGCAUGUUCGGCGCAGCCCCGGCCACAUCCAGCGCUGCCACCGGUCUCUUUGGCGCCACCGCCCCCAACACCAGCUUCUCCUUCGGACCGAACAAGAGCACUUUCGGAGCGACACCUGCCGCCGGUUUCGGUGCGACAGCCGGCGGUCUGUUCAGCCAGCCGACACAGCAGCCUGCCGCCAGCCUCUUCAAGCCGUUUGGUCAGCCCACCACCACUCAGAGCACGGGCUUCUCCUUCGGCAACACCAACACCAUGGGACAGGCCAACACCAGCAGCAUGGGUUUGUUUGGGAACACUGCAGCGUCUCAGUCGGGCGGGUUGUUUGGCGCAGCUCAGACGAGUACGGCCACCGGCUUUGGGACAGCCGCGGGGCUGUUCGGCCAACCCAACACUGGGUUUGGAAAUGUGGGAACUCAGCCGAGUCUCUUUGGUAAUAAGACGGCUGGGUUCGGCACCACCACCACCAGCGCCCCGUCGUUCGGCACCGGCACCGGGCUGUUUGGAAACAAGCCGGCGCUCACGCUGGGCACGGCAGCCAACACGUCCACCUUCGGAUUUGGUGCGAACCCCGCUGCAGGGAGUCUGUUUGGGAGCAAGCCGGCCACCGGAGGACUGGGAACUGGGCUGGGAACCAGCUUUGGAGCAGCAGUGGGUGCCGGUCAGACAUCUCUGUUUGGAAGUAACCAGAACAAACUGGGCACCACGCUGGGAACCAUGGGAACGUUCGGAGCGACAGGAUUCAACAGCGGGACGAGCACGCUCGGCUUUGGAGCUCCGCAGCAGCCCGUCGCUCUCACAGAUCCGAAUGCAGCGGCGGCCCAGCAGGCCGUGCUACAGCAGCAGCUCAGCGUCCUGGCCUACUCACCGUACGGAGACUCGCCGCUGUUCAGAAACCAGCUGUCAGACCCGAAGAAGAAGGAGGAGCGUCUGAAACCAACCAAUCCGACGGCUCAGAAGGCUCUGACCACACCCACUCACUACAAACUGACGCCCCGCCCUGCGACCAGAGUCCGCCCCAAAGCACUUACAUCAUCGGGAGCCUCCAAGACACAACUCUUCGAUGGCCUGGAUGAUGAUGAGCCCUCGCUCACCAACGGAGCCUUCAUACCCAGGAAGAGUAUCAAGAAACUUGUGCUAAAGAACCUGAACAGCAGUCAGUACAACAGUCCAAUCAGCAAAGAGACAGAUGACCUCGCUUCACCUUCAGAUUAUCCACAGAAUGGACACAGUCACAUGGAGGAUGAGGAGGAGCUGAGGGAGGCGCCGGGCCGCAGCAGCCGAGCUGAAGACGACCCAGAGGUCACACAAUUUUACGUCAACCCCAUCGCCAAACCGAUCCCUCAGGGAUCCCUCAGGGUCCAGACCAGCCUGCAGGACACCAUCAGCGACCUCAACUUGCACAAAGCAGCCAGGAACGGACUGGAGCUGAGCAGUGAGGAUGUGUCGGCGUCCCUGGGGGAGGAGUCUCUGCAGGAGGAGAGAGAGGAGGAGCCACAGGAGUCCCAACAGUCUCCUCACCCUGCAGGCAUCGUUCUGAACCGUGUGGGAUACUACACCAUCCCUUCCAUGGAUGAUCUGUCGGAGAUGGUGGACGAGAACGGAGACUGUGUGGUGGAGAACUUCACUGUCGGCAGGAAAGGCUACGGCUCCAUCUUCUUCCCCGGCGAGGUGAACGUGACUGGACUGAACCUGGAUGAGAUUGUCCACUUCAGACGCAAAGAAGUCAUCGUGUAUCCAGAUGACAAAAACAAGCCGCCUGAGGGGGAGGGGCUUAACAGGCGGGCCGAGGUGACUCUGGACGGCGUUUGGCCGAACGAUAAGACGACCUGCAUCCAGAUCAGGAGCCCCGAGCGCCUGACUGACAUGAACUACGAGGGCCGUCUGGAGAAAGCUUCACGCAAACAGGGCGCCAAAUUCCUCGAGUACAGAACUGAGACUGGAUCCUGGGUCUUUGAGGUGAGCCAUUUCUCCAAAUACGGCCUCCAGGAUUCUGAUGAGGAGGACGACGUCCCGCUCAAGACAGACCCCAAAAAGCUGAAGACGAUGAUGUCACUUCCUCCCUCCAAUCUGCAGCAACAACUGCCCCCAUCCCAGCACCAGGUGGCGCCGCAGGCUCAGUCCACUGUUGUGGCUGAUCUUCAUAGCGACAUGGCAGAGUUGGACAGCGACAUGGCCGACAUAACUCAGAGCUUCCCGACAGAGAGCAUGCUGGGAGGAGAAGGGUACAUUGAGUUGCCUGUGGGGGAGAUGGAGACAACAGCCGGGAAGCUCGCAGGUUUGAUCUCCGCAGAGCACGACAGUGUCUCUACGUCCGGCCACAUCGCGUCCUCGCUGGGCAUCAACCCGCACACCCUUCAGAUUAUGAAGGCGUCUCUGUUUGCUGAGGACGAGGAUGGCGACGACAUGUUCCCGGAUCACACAGCCAUGAAGGUGUCUAAGGUCUCUGACAUCUCGUCCCCUCGCCUGGUCGUGCCGGGGACUCAGAGCCGACCCUCAGUGGGCGGUCUCCUUCAGGCUCGUUUCACCUCCGGCCUCCUCUCUCAGAUGUCAGACUCCUCCCCCCGCCCCCCUCUUCUUCCUCCCUCUCUGUCUCGGGCGUCUCCUUCGGCAGUUGAACCCUCCCGGUCCAUGCAGUGGGCGGGGCCUGGACCCACUUCUUUCCUGCUGCCCCCUCGGGCUCCUGAGCCGGCAGUCAGGACAGUUGGCGUUCGACGCCUGGGCGGCCCUGUCCCCUUAACAGAGUCGAUCACUCAGGGGAAGGGCCAUCUGUUGAUGGACGCGGGGCUGUUUGCAGGUCGCUCCUUCAGGGUGGGGUGGGGUCCCGGCUGGACGUUGGCACACUGCGGCCAACAGCUGAGCUCCCUGUCAGCCAGACAGCUCGACCAGGAACUGACCACCAAAACCGACUUCAGCUUCCUGCCAAAACCAGCCAGGAGCAAACCACUCGUGGAAAGUCCCUAUAAGGUUCUGUUGGAGCAGCUGGUGGGUCUGGAGCCUCCUGCAGUGAAGAGCAGUGAGGAGGAAGACGAGGAGAGCCAGGCGGUGCUUCAGCGCCCCCUGGAGAUCUGUCUGAAGCACAGCACCGUCGACACCACGGACGCCUCCGCCUGCCCGCUUGUCCGACCGCUGCCUGGUGUGUCGGCGCUUCAUGAAUACGCCGAGUGGAUCAGCGAACUGAACGACCAACAGGGAGAUACAGACCCUCUGUUGGGUUACUGGUCAGAGGUGUGGACGCUGUGUGAGGCUCUAUGGGGUCGUUUGGCUCCUGCAGAUCAGGAUCCCGACGUGGAGACGCUUGGCGAGUACGAGCAGCAGCUGGAGAGGAGGCGGAGCUUCUCUGCCUGGCUCGCCCACGGAGCCUCCACCAGGGUGGAGGAGGAGGUGGCGCAGGCCAGAAACGGUCGCCACACGGACGCCAUCUUCAGCUACCUGACGGGAAACCGCAUUAGUGAGGCGUGUCGACUAGCCCAGGAGAAAGGAGACCACCGUCUGUCCCUGCUGCUGUCUCAGGCCGUGGGCUCUCAGUACUGCCGAGAACUGCUCGCCCUGCAGCUUGCGGACUGGAACCGCAUGCAGACCGACUGCUACCUGCCUGAGGAACGACUGCGUAUCUUCACGCUGCUCGCUGGGAAACCUGUGUGGCAGUCGUCUGACUCUGAGGUUAACGUGUGCUCGGAGCUGGACUGGAAGCGCUGCGUGGCCGUCCACCUCUGGUUCAUGCUGCCGCCAACGGCCUCUGUGGCAGACGCCCUCGUCAAGUAUGAAGCUGCCUUCCAGGGCUUAUGUGAGGGGGGGAAGUACGCCUGUGCCCCCCUGCCUCCGUACAUUGAGGCGGAGCAGCCUAACAUGGAGGAUGAGGAGGAAGAGUCAAAACGUCCACUUCAUGACCUCUGCUUUCACCUGCUGAAACUCUACAGCGACAGACACUACAGCCUGCAGCAGCUGUUGGACCCUCUGACCGUCACCUGGGAGCGUCUGGACUACCGUCUGAGCUGGCACCUGUGGGGAGUCUUGCAAGCGCUGCACUACAGCCACCUGAGCGCCUCGCGGCAGGGUCUCCUCCACGCCAGCUACGCCGCACAGCUGGAGAGUGCGGGCCAAUGGCACAUGGCAAUCUUCAUCCUGUUGCACAUUCCCGACCACUCUCAGCGGGAGCGAGCGGUGCGGGAGAUGUUGGCCCUCCAUUGCCCCCUGCAUGACACGGACGAGUCGGUGCGGAGGGAGCGCUUCCUGACCGAGAGGCUGCUGAUCCCGGAGCAGUGGAUCCACGAGGCCAAGGCUACCCGAGCAUGCCGCGACACCAACAGACACUUGGAAGCGCUGCACCUGUACCGUGCCGGAUACUGGAGCCGGUGUCACCGUCUGCUGAUCCAACACCUGGCCUCAGACUGCAUCAUCAACGAUAACCACGACUACCUGCUGGAGUUCCUGGAGGGGCUGGCGGUCCCUGAACACAGCGCGACCAUCCAGGACUGGGACACGGCAGGGAGGGUUUAUCUGGACUACAUCCGAGUCAUAAAGACUCUGCAUGACAUCCAGCAGAUGGAGAAUGCAGGUUACGAGCUGGAGCGUCUCUACACGGACACAACGUCUCUGUGCAGCAGGAUCGAGCUUCUGCCCUGCAGCACCGCCAGAGACCGGCUCGCCCAAUCAGAAAUGGCGAAGCGUGUGGCGAACAUCCUCCGCGUGGUGUUGAGCUUGCAGCAGGGCGACGCAGCGUCCGACUCCCUCAGCAUCCCGCUUGCACAGCUGGCCCCACACAUCACCCGCCUGCCGAUGCCCGAGGACUACACACUGGAGGAGCUUCGAGGCCUCACGCAGUCGUACCUGAGACAGCUCAUCGUCAGCCAAUGAGAGCACAGGAACACGAACAGGAGAGCAGACAUGACGACAGAUGGACAGAGCAGCACAGCUGCUUCAGAUGCAGAAGGUUUUUAAAAAGACAAACAAGCAAAAAAAGGUGUCUGAUUUCGUUUCUGGGAGUCUCAGAACAUUUUGAGAACUUUUCUCUAGAGUUUAUUUUUUGUUUGAUUUUGGACGCCGUCCGUCUCUACUUCAGCAUUUUCAAUUUGUAAACCUGUGACACUUCAUUCCUCAUCAUCUGUGUCUCACUUUUUCAGAGUGUCAAGAAAGAUAAUCAACAGCAGGUGACAUGAAAUGACUCUUUAACAACCUAAACCACACCACUGCGAUCUAAAUGUUUUAUUUACUCGCAGCUCACGGUCAAACAAAAGGCUCAAGGUUCCCCACUUUUCCCCGAAGAAGUAAGGCAAAGACGAGUCGAAAGGUUCACCUGCUGGCCAAUGCAGGAAAGCAAAGAAAAAUAAUUUUAUAUGACCAAAAUGAUCUCUGUGUUCUAGACUUUUGUCGGUUAAUUAACUAAAUGAAUCGACUUGAAAUACACUUGGAAUAAUAUAAAUAAUUUGGAGCAUGAGGCAGAAUAGCGAGGGUUUGUGCAGACAUUUAGGAACGAAUGUUUUUGUGUUCAGACCAAAAGCAAAAGAUAAUUUAACUCUAUUUCUAGAACGAGUCGUUGCAAAGAUGUAGAAAUUCACACAAAUGACUUUGACAUUCCUGAUGUGAAGUAAGAAAGGCGAGAAUGUCAAACAUAAGUCCAGACAGAGGUGACGAGACGCUUCCUUACAACCUGCUUGUGUGCGUGCGCGUAUAGAUGAUGUUUUGAACCCAGACAUGAAAGAUGCCGAGAGAAAUGCAAAAGUUCACUUUGCUUUUGGUCUCAACACAUUUGAGGCGUUUAUUCUUCGUUUUAUUCUUUCUGAUGGAAUAAAGUUUAGGAGACUCUCUUGGGUUGAUAUUUUGGGGGCCUUUAUUAGAUCUGACAGCAGAAGAGAGACGGGAAACUUUGGGAGGAGAGAGAGCGUGGGAUGACAUGCAGCAAAGGUCGGAAUUGGAACCUACGGUCGCUUAUGCAACAUAAGUGCUAGGCUAUCCGGCGCUCCAGCAGACUCUCUUAGUUUAUUUGUUUUUUUAAAUCUGGGUCUCAGAGCCCUCAGGGUCUACCCAAGCUCGUUUGAGACUAAUAAAAACUAAUUGUGACUGGUCAAAGUAGAAUUGGAGGUCUGUCAUUGGAUGUGUUGGAGAUCUGGAGCCUGAAACUGUGGGAUUAAAAUUAUAUUCACACAAAGAGUCAUUUUAAAGUUCUGUGCUUGUUGUUUAAUCUUUAAAUGCUCCCAGAAACGGGCUUCACUCCUCCCAUGGCAGAGUUUCUUCUCUCUGUGCACGCUAGCGUUAAAACCCUCCAUAGCAUGUCUGACACGUACUCCAAAGAAACGUCACGUUAUUGCAAAGCUCUGAUAAAAAUGUGUGUGUGUGGGAGAAGACACAAUCACACCUCGGCAACGUUAGUUGUUGGUGAAAGAAAACGGCCGUUAGCUUAGCGCAGUGUGACGGUAGCAUCUGUUCAUCUGUCGAUAUGUGAAUAAAUGAUCUUAUUAAUACAGACGAGCGCUGACGUCGUACAAAGGGGUUCGAUGUGCACAAAGUGGAUUUUUCUGGAGACGACGACUCGGACGAGAGCUCGACGGGCAAAGAGUUAAAACACCUGAUGGUCUAUUUUUGUAGAUUUCUUUUUUUUCUCUGUUUGAAUGAGAGUCAAUUCAGGUGUGUGUGUGCGUGUGUUAACGUCUGUGUGAGGUGUGUUAGCGUGUGUUUGAGUCAGUUUUGUAUGUAGCGUGUGUGUUAACGUCUGCGUGUGAGGUGUGUGAGGUUCUAUUAAGGUCUGUGUGUGUGUGCAUGUAAACCAUAGAUAAAUGACUACAAACAUAAAAGUAUUUUUUAUAUAUUAUAACUUCAUUUGAGUUUCAUGUCCUGUUUCCUAAAGUGAAGCGUUUCCUUCCAAAACCGGACGCCAGUCAGAGAUUUCGCUGCGUGUAAUUAUAUAAAUAUUGUAUAUUUUUGGAAACGGGGAACAUCAGGUCAUUUUUAUCCUCAACCUUUAAUUAUUGAUCAAUUGGAUGCAAAGCGUUUUGGAAUGAAGCCCUUCACUUAUUGGUUGCUUGUUUGGCUCGUCUUCUUUUUGUUGUAGAUUAACCGUCAGCCCGCCAAGAACGUUUGUUUUUCAACUCAGUUUUGUUGUUUCACAGGAAACAGGAAGCUCUAUGAUGUCUGUUUAUUCUCCUGUUUAACCAAAUGUGUGUGUGAGAGCAUGUUUCCUGAUGAUUCUGUUGAUAAUAUUUUUUAAUAAAGUCGAGUAGAAAUAAAGAAAUGUUUCUGUUU
Messenger RNA from Labrus bergylta (ballan wrasse), 8202 nucleotides. It is a transcript of the gene nup98, whose product is annotated as nucleoporin 98 and 96 precursor. The record is from RefSeq and is a predicted model, not a curated record. Gene Ontology annotation, molecular function: structural constituent of nuclear pore; RNA binding. NCBI's taxonomy places the organism in Eukaryota, Metazoa, Chordata, Actinopteri, Labriformes, Labridae. Gene Ontology annotation, cellular component: nuclear pore; nuclear pore cytoplasmic filaments. Gene Ontology annotation, biological process: telomere tethering at nuclear periphery; protein import into nucleus; RNA export from nucleus.